Molecule: messenger RNA, 435 nt
Organism: Owenia fusiformis
Lineage: Eukaryota; Metazoa; Annelida; Polychaeta; Sabellida; Oweniidae
Source: the annotation of a GenBank genome assembly
CCAAAAGGCAAGAUUCAACAUGUACCAUCAAUCUGCUGUUUCCAUGUGGUGUAAAAUAGAUGCUGUCCAAAAUUUCUUCUUUGAGGAAGUCCACUUGGCAGAGCAACUGUUCAGACAGGGUUAUAUUGAUGUUGGGGUCUUUCAUCUGGCGACUGCUGUGGUGUUUCACCGUCACCCCUAUCAUUACCUAAGUGAUAUACAACACAGAAUCUAUCCUGAUGUCUUUCAGCGCCUCCUGCAGAUCCUGCCAACAGUUUCACAGAAUAUAUGGUGCGGUGAAGCAGGAGAGAGGUUGUCAAGAUGGCUCAAGCACAAUCCCAAUGGAUAUAGGAUAUAAAAAGUGCCUCCAAACAAAUAAAGGAAAAUCCAAAAUGUUCCUUUUUUGGUCAUGCAUUUGUGGAAAAAAGCAUGUCAUUUUUAUAAAAACCAUCAGAC